Gallus gallus (chicken) is the source of this 5284-nucleotide messenger RNA. It is a transcript of the gene OXSR1, whose product is annotated as oxidative stress responsive 1. Gene Ontology annotation, molecular function: protein serine/threonine kinase activity; ATP binding. The record is from RefSeq and is a predicted model, not a curated record. The transcript is spliced from 18 exons. Lineage: Eukaryota; Metazoa; Chordata; Aves; Galliformes; Phasianidae. Gene Ontology annotation, biological process: protein phosphorylation. Bases 1218 to 2651 code for a protein of 477 amino acids.
ACACAGAGACACAAGGAGUGGUGAUUUCCUUGUGAUAAGGUAGUAUUAAAUGCGUUGAGUCAAAUGCAUGCAAAAGCACUUCUGGUAAAUAUAUCCUUAGCUCGCUCUUCAUAAAAAUAAGUUCCCAGAUUCUGAUGCACAGAGCAGAAAAGCUGUCAGCAGGAGCAAUUUGUGGCAAUUCCACAAUGGUGGUCUUGAGCCCCUGUGUGGAGUAGGAAGGAAGUAGUGGGUAAAGUCUGUGCUUUCAUCUGGUCUGGAAAUGCUGUGUGUGACAAAGCAGACGUAAGAAAGAGGGUGCAUUUGGAAUUGUCCUCUUUGUAUAGUUUCCAAUUUUGUGCUGUGCACAGAUAGCAUUUCUUGUCCUGGAGCUCCUGGAGCCUGCAAUGGAGUUGUGCUUGGUAAUGGCUAGUGGGCUUUUGGUGAUGUGCUUUAUGGAGAAACUUAACUUUUUUUUAACCUGAAACUGGAUACCUGGAGCCUAAAAGCUGUUGUUCCAGAGCUCUCUUGUAGCGAAGAGCUCUGUGUGCAUUGCUCAUGAGAGGAAAACCUGGGGGCACAAUUAUAACAGUGCCUGUGUCACGAGCAGCUUUCUGGCACUGCGCUCCAGCUGGCAGGGGAUAGAUUCCAGCUCUUGCUUAAAAAUAGAGAGCUUGUAUGCGUGCCAGGGAAUGGCAAAAGGGGAGGGCAGGGUUAUGCAGAGGUGUUCAGCUGAGCCUGAUCUCAUACUGAAGGAGGCUUGGGAACAAGGCUUGUGGGUAGGCAGGGAGAUACUUAGAAGAGAAGAUAAGGAGUAAUGUUAUUGGCUUCUGCUAUCUAGUGGGGAUCUGUAAAGGAAGUAACUCUUGAGGUGCCCAGUGAAUAUACAAGAUGCAAGUUGUGAAGCUGGAAAGUCUGAUUAGGUAGAAUGACAAAAAGCUUUGGUAUGGGUGGUCAGAGAUGGAAGCAGCCAGAGACUGUGUAGUGCCUGUUGUUGGAGAUGUUCUGAACCAGGCUGAAUUUGCUGCUGAGGAACCUGGUCUGACUUGAAGUUCAGCUCUCUUUCCAGCAGAGCAGUAAACUGGAGACCUCCAGGGACUGCUUGCCUGGAGAGAUGGUGGAUUCCCCAUCCCUGGAGACAAGGGAGCGGAGCGACAGCUGUGGUGCAGGCAGCCUUCUGUGUUCCAAAGAAGGAGAAGGUGGCAAUUAAACGGAUCAAUCUUGAGAAGUGUCAGACGAGCAUGGAUGAACUCCUGAAAGAAAUUCAAGCAAUGAGUCAGUGCCACCACCCCAACAUUGUAUCUUACUACACAUCGUUUGUGGUGAAAGAUGAGCUUUGGCUGGUGAUGAAGUUACUUAGUGGAGGUUCUGUUUUGGAUAUUAUAAAGCACAUUGUGGCCAAAGGAGAACACAAGACCGGUGUCCUGGAUGAGCCCUGUAUAGCCACGAUCCUCAAGGAGGUGCUGGAGGGGCUGGACUACCUGCAUAAAAACGGACAAAUCCACAGGGAUGUGAAAGCAGGAAACAUUCUUCUUGGAGAAGAUGGCUCAGUGCAAAUUGCAGACUUUGGCGUUAGUGCUUUUUUGGCCACUGGUGGUGACAUUACCAGAAAUAAAGUCAGGAAAACAUUUGUAGGCACACCUUGCUGGAUGGCACCAGAAGUUAUGGAACAGGUCAGAGGAUACGAUUUCAAGGCAGACAUCUGGAGCUUUGGGAUCACUGCUAUUGAACUGGCUACAGGGGCAGCUCCUUAUCAUAAAUACCCCCCGAUGAAGGUUUUAAUGCUGACACUACAAAAUGAUCCCCCGUCUUUGGAAACCGGUGUGCAAGAUAAGGAGAUGCUGAAGAAGUAUGGGAAGUCUUUUAGGAAGAUGAUUUCAUCGUGCCUACAAAAAGACCCUGAAAAAAGACCUACAGCAGCAGAACUUUUAAGACACAAAUUUUUCACGAAAGCAAAGAAUAAAGAGUUCUUACAAGAGAAGAUGUUACAGAGAGCACCAACAAUUACUGAAAGAUCCAAAAAGGUGAGGAGAGUCCCAGGAUCCAGCGGGCGUCUCCAUAAGACUGAGGAUGGCGGCUGGGAAUGGAGUGAUGAUGAACUAGAUGAAGAAAGUGAGGAAGGCAGAGCAGCAAUUUCACAGCUCAGGUCUCCCCGAGUGAAAGAACCUGUACAGAAUUCAGAGCUAUUCCCAUCAGCCGAGCCUCCAGCUCCUUCACUCAGUGCUCCAGCACAGGCACCUACUCAACUACCUCAGGCUGCAGGACCAGCACCUGCACAACCUCAGGCUGCUGUACCUCCACCUAGUCAGGCUCCUCCAGCAGCCCCAGCAGCAGCUCAGGCCCCACCUGCCCCCGCUGCAGCUCCGGUACAGGAAGAUACGAAAGUUCCCAUCAGCCUUGUGCUAAGGUUAAGGAAUUCAAAAAAAGAACUCAAUGAUAUCAGAUUUGAAUUUACGCCCGGGAGAGAUACUGCUGAUGGCGUGUCUCAAGAACUAAUUUCAGCAGGGCUUGUUGAUGGCAGAGAUCUGGUAAUAGUUGCAGCUAAUUUGCAGAAAAUUGUGGAAGAGCCCCAAGCGAACAGAUCCGUCACUUUCAAACUGGCAUCUGGUGUCGAAGGCUCAGAUAUCCCCGAUGAUGGCAAACUUAUAGGAUUUGCACAGCUCAGCAUCAGCUAAACAAUGGCCCCAGGAGAUGAUUCCCAACAGAGAACCCACAUGUGCAUAUUCGUAAUGCUUCUGUUAGCCUAAAAAAAAAACCACUACUGCCAAAGAAUCGAACUACAGCCCCCUUCCUAGAAGCUUUAACAUUCUCCUAAAUAGGAUCACAAACCUUCCUGAGAUUACCGGUGGCGUUUACACCUUUUGUAAACAAGUCUCAUGUUUUUGUAUGUCAUCUCAAACAUGCAGAUCCAACAUGUCAUUGCCUGCAUGUUCAUAUUAUUAUUGCCUUACUUUAAAGAAAAAUACUACUGAGUACGAAGCGGGGGUUCCACUGCUCUGAUGAUCUCGCCUAAAUGUUUGCUUACAUGUGGUUUCAUUUUUUUUUUCACUUGCUAUUUUUGCACAAGUUUUAAUACCGAACAGAUCUUUUUUUGUUGUUGUUCUUUACCUGCUUCUCCUUCCAUCUGAAACACCAGUGUACAUGUUGCUUGGGUCACCUGGAGUGCUGAGAAAUCUGCUUCUCUUCAGCUGUAUUUUUAAACCGCUGGUUUGAAUGCUUGCACCUGAGAAGGCAAGCCAAGUCUUAACCCACAGGAGGGAGAGCCUUCUUCCCUUGUGUUUGUGUUUUUGAGAAGUUCCUCGACUUCAGAGUGUUAGAAGUCAGCUUCCCUUUGUAAACUGCCUUAAUUUUUUUUUUAUUUUUUAUCAUUUGGGUUCUCUCCACAUGAGUGCCAGGCGUGGCAUGAGGGCUGAACCUCUUAAUUUACAUUAAGCAGUCCUUCUUCAAAACAGGUCUUUCAAUCUACAUCCUUAGAUGUAGUCUGUUCUUAAAGCAGAGCAACGAGGCGCUGCUGUCUGGAAACUGGUCUUGCAGAUGAUCUACAAACUCACUACUCACAGUCACAGGGAGAGGAGAUCUGCGUCACUGCGCUUGGAAAAGACGCGCUUGGGACUGUUCUUGAGACCCAGUCUGUUGUGCCUGGCUGUGCGAGUCCUCCCUGACGUGUUUCCCAGACCCUUGCAAACUGGUACCCGUGGAACCAUCCUUGUUGUGAUUUACAGCAAUAAAGAAUUGCCAGCAGAGCAGCGUUACUGGGCAAGCGAGCGCCGGACUGUGUCCCUCCUGCACUGAGCGCUGGGGUCAUCAGCCUUGGCGGCGGUCCGAGCCUCCAUGUCUGAUCAGGAUGUCACCAAAACCCUGUCACACGUAUUUAGGUUUUCUUUCGAUGUGGUGUUGAAUUUCUACAGGAAUAAUAUGAAUUAUACUUGGAGUUUGAUAAGAGACACUUGUCAUGCAAUACGUGAGGAAUAAAUGGUGUUGAUUUCUUUUUUUUUUUUCCUACAGUCUCACAGUUGGCCUUGGUAACUGCUGUUGGCUCUGGAGUGUUUUCUGCACAGAAAUUGUAAGCCUGUCAUGUAACACACAGAUGGAGACGUGUUUGGUUUCCGUCAGCCACAAACAAUGCAGAAACAGAGUGUUUAAGCAGAAUGAGUGGGUUCAAUUAGGACAUUUUUUAUUUCUGAGUCCUCUGAUGAGCAACCUAUAUUUAUAUAUUUUUCUUGAUGAGCAGCUGCGGAAGCUUCCUGAGUUGUGCAUGUUCUUUUUUAUACUGCCAGUGUCCCUUUUAGUCUGUAGGUGGGUAGUGGAUAUGUUCCCAUAGGUGCUGCCAAGUGUCUGCAGCCCUGUUGCUGGUGAGUGAGAAGGCAAUGCCGACGAGGAGGAGGGUCUGAGAGUUGAGAGCGCCCUGGGGUGCUGAGCAGAUGCUCUCAACAGCUGAGGUAGUGAAUGUCUGAUGUUGGGGAGCUGGUGGUGGCUGGGCUUGGCUGAGUCUGCAUGCACAUGCAUGUGCCAGCUCUCACAUUUCUUUGUGUUACUUGACACGAAGCACUCCCAAAGGCUUCCCCCCAGAGAGUUUCCUGGCUUGGGAAGAGCAGGCUGGCAUUCUGAUUGUUCGUGUCACCCCAUGGGAAAUAGGAAUGUGUUGGAAACCACUAGGAUGUGGAGAUGAGGCAAUCUUGGUGCAGCAUUGUUUUUCCCUUCUGCCUGUGUGCUGUGGGGGACUGCUUGUUGGUUUGCGUCCUGGUGCUGAGAAAGGUAGGACUUGAACUGCCCAAAUGAAACAAUGCAGCCUCUAUUUAUUAAGUUAUUCCCCACCUUCCCAAUGCCAGGACGUAGAGCGUGAGCAGCUCACACUAACCCGAGGCUCCUUAGUUCUUUAUCGGAGAAAAUAAGUAAGGAAGAAACUGAUGUCACUUGCUCUGUAGUUCUCCAGAUGUUUUGGGUAGCAAUCCAGAAUUUUCACUUGGGCUCUUACAGUGCUAGACAACUGUCUUUUCUGAUGUUGUUCCAGUAAGUGCCAACGCUGUUCAUAAUUGUUUUCCAGUGUCAUGAAUUUGGUUUUUCUUUUCGUGGAAAUUUCUGAUCCGAACCUGGAAGCAGGUGGUAAUUUUAAGUUAGUUCCUACUUUUAAGGACAAUGCUCUGUUAAUGAAAACGGAUCCUCUUCACGACUUCGGUGUAUUGUAGAUUAUAAUGAAAGAUGUAAAAUAUUCAGGCUUUUUUUUCCCCCCCCCCCCCCUUUUUUGGACUUUGUAUUUUACUGCAUGUCUCUAAUUUUUAAUCAAUAAAGAAGGAAUUGUCCAUUGUCA